Molecule: messenger RNA, 978 nt
Organism: Miscanthus lutarioriparius
Lineage: Eukaryota; Viridiplantae; Streptophyta; Magnoliopsida; Poales; Poaceae
Source: the annotation of a GenBank genome assembly
AUGGAUCCGAUCUCAGCAUCCAUACACGGUCACCAUCUUCCUCCACCAUUCAACACCCGCGACUUCCAUCACCAUCUCCAGCAGCAGCAGCAUCACCACCAGCUGCAGCUCAAGACCGAGGACGACCACGGCAGCGGCGUGCCGGGGGUGUUCGGCUCCCGCGGCACCAUCAAGGGCGACCACCACGAGACUAAUGACGAGAACAGUGGAAACAGCAACGGGAGCGCCGGCGGCGGCGGCGGAGGCCACGAGCUGGCGCUGGUUCCCCCAUAUGGUGGUGGCGGGCCAGAGGGCGGAGGAGAGGGCACCCCGCGCCGCCCGAGGGGCCGGCCGGCGGGGUCCAAGAACAAGCCGAAGCCGCCCAUCAUCAUCACCAGGGACAGCGCCAACACGCUGCGGACGCACGUCAUGGAGGUGGCCGGGGGGUGCGACAUCUCCGAGAGCAUCACGGCGUUCGCGCGCCGCAGGCAGCGCGGGGUCUGCGUCCUCAGCGGCACCGGCACCGUCACCAACGUCACCCUGCGGCAGCCGGCCUCCCAGGGCGCGGUCGUCGCCCUCCACGGCCGGUUCGAGAUCCUCUCCCUCUCUGGCUCGUUCCUCCCGCCGCCCGCACCGCCCGAAGCCACGGGGCUCACCGUCUACCUUGCCGGCGGCCAGGGCCAGGUGGUGGGCGGCACCGUCGUCGGCGCGCUCACAGCAGCCGGGCCCGUUGUGAUAAUGGCAGCAUCUUUCGCCAACGCGGUGUACGAGCGAUUGCCGCUGGAGGAGGAUGACAUGCUCGCGGCACAGGCACAGGCCGACAGCGCAGGAAUUCUCGCGGGUGCGCAGCAAGCGGCGCAGCUCGCCGCCGCCGGCGCUGUGGAUCCAAGCCUCUUCCAGGGACUGCCACCGAACCUGCUCGGCAACGUGCAGCUGCCGCCAGAAGCAGCCUACGGAUGGAACCCGGGCGCCGCCGGUGGCCGUCCGGCGCCGUUCUAA